GCACAAAAUUCUAUCAUAAUUUAGUUGUAUUAAUUUUUACUAUAAAAUUCUUCCUCUCUUCUCUUUAAAUUUUGUACAAUUGAAUCUAUAAUUAUUUGUAGGAGAGAGAGAGAGAAAUUGUAUAAAUAGUAUAAGACGCCGUUUGAUAGUGCCUUGGUUAGCUCCGGUCCUGGCCAUACGUUCAUUCACUCGCAUGUGUAUGCGUGAGUGCGCGCGUGUGUUCUUACAUGACACGAUGGUAACUGGUGGAGGACGACUACCUGUUCGGCUGGGCUGCGAUCAUCAGUGACACUCCGCGGUGAGAUGAAGCGAGUCAAGUCGAGCAGACGAAGCCGAGUGGUUUCUGGAGCGCGAAUGGAGCGUCGAAGUGUUCGCGAAACAAUCGCGUGGAAAAAUUUCGCGAGCGCGAAAAAAGGAUAAGAAUUAGUGGACGAAAUUUCUAUCUGCGAUUCUAUUUGACACCCUGUAUAAAAGAGCUCCUUUACACGCGCGUGUGUAUGUGAAGACGCACCUGCCGUCGAUGUGUCGGUUGAGCUUUCAAACGCGAAUCGGUCUCUUGUCUACUUUAACCGCGAGAGUAAUUUUGCUCAGCCUAAUUGUGCAACUCAGUAAUAUCGAUGGGAAAGGAAUUCAUACAUUGACUCGCGAGGGUGCGGUCUGUAUUCAGCUUCGAAUUGCACAAUCGCGAAAGGAUUAAUGCAAAUUAAUUUUAAGGAGAAAGGCGCCGCCCGAGCCAUCUGCUUCCAGGUUGGCGCGUCGACGCAAAGAGUGCGCCAGCUCGCGGAUAGCGACCCGGCGUUAUUCUUACCUACAUGUGGCGCGAGAUAUUUAAUAAUACUUACGCUAUUUAUUAUACGCUACUUAUCGCGACACUUGUCGUAAUUUACCCCACGAAAGAUAACGUCUGUUCGAUUCGAUAAAUCGAUCUCACGAAAGCUCGAGUGUGACUACCGCUGCGCAUGCAUGCACAUCGAUCCUCAUUAAUCGCCAACACGUGUUGCUAGUUUAGCGCGAUUUGUUCUUUUCGAGCAUUCCUUGCUUGAGGUUCCAGUCGUCUUAAUUUACCGAUAGCAUAUCAAGUUGGAGAACCGGAAUGACGUCGGCCAUGAAUAUCAGCGGAACAACACACAGUCAACGAACCACGCGAAGUUAAUUUAUUAUCGACGACCAAUAAAAUAAUGUCCGAGGAGAUGAUCGGUGAUUAAGAUCUAAUUUGUAUGGAUGACCGUCGCUCGUGAAUAAUUUAACCGAAUGGAGCGAAACCGUCGCCAAGACCGUCGUCCUGGGAAGGAAUCCGCUAGUGUGAAACAUGUAAUUUGUAAUUGUCCUGAGCUGCGCGCGAAUAACGCGGAAAAAUGUCGCAGGAUAGAUGCCGCUUAUACGAUAAACAAAUUGCGAGAACUAGUGUCGGAUCCCGUCAGCAGCGAUCAUGUUCUGCGAAUAUCACAACUCCUGUGCGAUUAUCUCUACGAGAUCGGCGACGAGGGUUACCCGUUGAAACACCUGCCGGCCGUGAUGAGCGUGUUGGAGUUCCUCGCGUGGAAGACCAGAGAAGUCGAGGGGUAUCGAGCGCAUCUGGGUCGAAUGCUGCAGUUGUGCAGUCGACCACCUUUGUUGGAGCGAGCUUCCGACAGUCUGACCAGCUCUGUCAUAAUGGAGCAUUAUUUCACGUUGCUGGGGUAUCUGCUGACGAUCUUGCCGAAGGAAGAGGAGAUCCAGCAGGUCCGCGACGCCCUUGACUAUUUAUUAAUUGGGCAAACGAGACCGGCGAACGUCGCGGCGGUGAAACUGGACUUUCGUCGACGAGCCAUGGAAAACUCCAGGUUGCCAGUCACCGUCGCUGAAUUACUGGAGGCGGCCUUACCGAAGAUGUAUCCGAAGAUCUUGGAGCUGGCCUUCAUGCUCGCCUCAAUCUCGUAUCAGUGUUGUUACAGGAUGCUGAAGGCCGGCGUGCUGAAUACACUGCUCAUUAGAAUGGACUUGCCUUACGCAACGCAGCUGCGCUGCACCAGACCGCCGGACAUUGAGCUGGAAGGUGAAGAAUAUCCGUGGGACACCAUGCUCCUGAUAACAAGCCUCUUGUGGAGUCUCGUGGGAUCCAUAUUACUCCCGGGGAAACGACCAGAGAAUCUCCCUUUGCUUCAGCAGUGCGCCAUGUGGUAUUACUUGUUCAUAACAUUCCGUUUAGCCUUUCCUUUGGUGCACACGCGACAUAUCGUCUGUUUUUCAUCGACGGUUAUCGGCACAAAACGUCGGCUUUCCGACAUAGCGCAGGGGCUUGAGGUACUCCUUCCAGAGGCAGAUACUUCGCGGACAAUAUCGAGCGGUUAACAGGAGGAUCAGGAAUGACA
This is a messenger RNA of Odontomachus brunneus, 2351 nucleotides long. RefSeq lists its product as uncharacterized. The transcript is spliced from 3 exons. Lineage: Eukaryota; Metazoa; Arthropoda; Insecta; Hymenoptera; Formicidae. The record is from RefSeq and is a predicted model, not a curated record. Bases 1252 to 2331 code for a protein of 359 amino acids.